AUGGUUAUCACGCACCGCAUAUUUAUUAUCGUUAUUCUCAUUCAUUGUAUUGUUUCUCAAGCAAACAGCGUGUCACCAGUUCCUGGUAGAAAAGUAACAACGGCCUAUGGUGUGAAAGGUAAGUAUUGGGUACUUGGUUACCAUACAGGUGCUGAUUAUGCAUGUCCUAUUGGAACGAAAGUAGUAGCAACCGGAGAUGGAGUUGUUAAAAAUUUAAAUUGGGGUACAGGCUUAGGAACACACAUCAUAAUUGAAUCCAAAGAUCCGAAUGGUAAAUCUGUUCGACAUUUAUACGCGCAUUUAAGUAAAAAAUUGGUGAAAACCGGUGAUAAAGUUAAAGUUGGACAAGAAAUUGGCAAAAGUGGAAACACAGGACAAGUUACUGGUCCACAUCUUCAUUAUGCAGAACGAGUAUCACCAUUUGCUUAUGCUAAUCAUCGAAAACCACAAUAUAGUUCGUAA
Messenger RNA from Rotaria sp. Silwood2, 462 nucleotides. NCBI's taxonomy places the organism in Eukaryota, Metazoa, Rotifera, Eurotatoria, Philodinida, Philodinidae. The record is from the annotation of a GenBank genome assembly.